Syngnathus typhle (broad-nosed pipefish) is the source of this 2542-nucleotide messenger RNA. It is a transcript of the gene gtf2h2, whose product is annotated as general transcription factor IIH, polypeptide 2. The transcript has 15 exons. Lineage: Eukaryota; Metazoa; Chordata; Actinopteri; Syngnathiformes; Syngnathidae. Gene Ontology annotation, molecular function: zinc ion binding. Gene Ontology annotation, biological process: DNA-templated transcription; nucleotide-excision repair; regulation of transcription by RNA polymerase II. Gene Ontology annotation, cellular component: transcription factor TFIIH core complex; transcription factor TFIIH holo complex. The coding region runs from base 335 to 1516 and encodes 393 amino acids. The record is from RefSeq and is a predicted model, not a curated record.
UCACUGUUUUUUCCCUCCCUCAACGGAAGUAACUGAAUCAUAAUAAAGAGGAGCUAUAUUUAUCCUCAGACUCCUCAAUUAUAGGCUUUAACACCAAUGAUAGCUGAACAAACGAUUCCACAGACUCCUACUUUGUACUUGACUACGUAAUUAGCGGCACACUACGGCUUGAAUUUACAGUUUAGCAUCAAUGGUAAUUUACUCCUGACUGAAUUGCACAUUUUGAAGUCAAUUUUGUGGCCCUAUUGAUACUGUUUGCCUUGAAGACAAACAGAAACGUGAUCUUGGACUUGUCCCACAUAUGGUAAACAUCCUCACUGGAAUAUAAGUCAUAAUGGAUGAAGAGCCAGAGAGAACUAAACGCUGGGAAGGUGGCUAUGAAAGGACAUGGGAAAUUUUGAAGGAGGAUGAAUCAGGAUCACUCAAGGCCACAGUUGAGGAGAUCCUUUUUCAGUCCAAAAGGGACAGGAUAAUAAAAAGCUGUGGCCAAAUAAGACUCGGAAUGAUGCGACAUCUUUUUGUAGUAAUUGACUGCUCUAGAAGUAUGGAGGAUCAAGACUUAAAACCAAACCGCCUCACUGCAACUCUAAAGCUGAUGGAAGCUUUUAUUGAAGAAUAUUUUGACCAGAAUCCCAUAAGCCAGGUGGGAAUUAUAUUUACAAAGAAUAAAAGAGCUGAAAAGCUCACUGACCUAUCAGGGAACCCAAAGAAACAUAUUGGUGUUUUGAAGAAAGAAGUGGACACUGUGUGUGUAGGAGAACCGUCCUUGUACAAUUCCCUGAACUUGGCCUUACAAACCCUGAAACACAUGCCUGGACACACAAGUCGAGAGAUUUUGAUCAUCCUCAGCAGCCUCACCACAUGUGACCCAGCCAACAUCUAUGAGAUGAUUCAGACCAUGAAAUCACUGAAGGUUCGAGUGUCUGUAAUCGGCCUGUCUGCGGAAGUUCGGGUGUGUACUAUAUUGACGAGGGAAACUGGUGGGUCAUACCAUGUCAUCCUGGAUGAGAGCCAUUUCAAAGAGCUGCUACUGACGCUGCAUGUGAAGCCUCCCCCUGCCAGCUCCUCAUCUGAAUGCUCAUUAAUACGAAUGGGGUUCCCCCAGCAUACCUUUAGCUCUUCGACUGAUCAGAACGCCAAACCCUCUUUCAGCAUGGCUCUGUUAGAUGGCACCAAUGAUCCAGGUCUCUCUUUGGGAGGGUAUUUGUGUCCACAAUGCCAUGCAAAGUACUUGGAGCUCCCAGUGGAAUGUAAAGUCUGUGGUUUGACUCUUGUGUCAGCCCCACACCUCGCCAGAUCCUUUCACCACCUCUUUCCUCUACAUGUCUUCAUUGAAACACCAGUCGAAAACACCCCAGAAAAAAGAUUCUGUGAGUCUUGUCAAGGAGAAUUAAAAGAUAAAAGGAUGUUCACCUGCCCAUCCUGUCGCAGUGCAUUUUGUGUGGAGUGCGAUCACUUCAUUCAUGAUACACUACACUGCUGCCCUGGUUGUAUUCACUGUCAGCGCACCCCUUAAAACCACACCUAGAGGAGAAAAGAGAAGGAAAGAAUUGAUGAUAAUUGUAAUAGAUCAUGAUCAAGAGGAGCCUUAUAAGAUAUGUACAAAGACCAUGACCGAUAGGAGCCCCAUAAAACGAGUACAGUAGUACACUUUGCAGCAUUUAAGUGGCGGGUUCUUUGGUGAUCUAAAACAUUUUUGGCUGCGCCACAAACACACGAACCCUUGUACUUGGGUGAAGUUGUUCUUUAAAGCAAUCUUUCAUAUUUGAUGUUGAUUAAAGGGUAUGGUUGACAUUAGUAAAUCUUACACAAAAGCUUUGCCAAACAAAUCAUGCUAGUAACUUGCUGUCGUGACCCCUGACAGGAAAAUCCCCCAAAAUCAGUCCUGUCCUGUGCACGGACAUUUAUAUGAAUGGACUAACUAUGCCUCUUACCUGCUGUCAUGUAGUCAGUACAAACCACAUUUUGUCACCUUUCUGUCAUGUGCAUUUAUUUUCAAUGACUGAAUUAGUAUUAUAAAUAAAGCUAAAUAUAUGUUAAUUAUGUUGUAACUUAGAUUUUGCCAUUCACGGACUGCAUCUCCACGUGGUCGCCAUUGUUGAGUGAUUCACAUUGUAGUUUGUCGGUGAACUCUGGGUCUUUUUUCAAGUUUGCAACUCUUACCCCCGACUUCAAAGUAGUGCGCUUUUCCAAGUUGGACGUUUGGUAGGUCCAACUUGUCACUCUCCUCAAAUGCAGCACUAGUCCAUUCAUAUGUUUGUCCGGGGUCUUGUGGGUGGCACACUUAAUGUGCGUGUGUGUGUGUGCGUGCGUGCGUGCGUGUGUGCGCGCGAUGCGUGUCCGCGCGUAUGUACGUGCGAGUGUGUAAGAUAAAUACUUUGAAUGGCUGAUUUGGCCAUUAGUUCACUAACAGUUACGGUAUACCUGCCUGUUGUUAAAACCUUUCAUCUGAGCUUCCGUACAACAGUGCAUCUAGAAACCAACGCAAUGACUGUUAGUGUGAUGUCAAUUACAAUGAAUAAAGUGGAAACGGUUUAAUUUC